Pteropus alecto (black flying fox) is the source of this 1769-nucleotide messenger RNA. RefSeq names its product ER degradation enhancing alpha-mannosidase like protein 1 (gene EDEM1). The transcript is spliced from 12 exons. Gene Ontology annotation, biological process: mannose trimming involved in glycoprotein ERAD pathway; carbohydrate metabolic process; endoplasmic reticulum mannose trimming. Gene Ontology annotation, molecular function: mannosyl-oligosaccharide 1,2-alpha-mannosidase activity; calcium ion binding. The record is from RefSeq and is a predicted model, not a curated record. Gene Ontology annotation, cellular component: membrane; endoplasmic reticulum. NCBI's taxonomy places the organism in Eukaryota, Metazoa, Chordata, Mammalia, Chiroptera, Pteropodidae. Bases 8 to 1549 code for a protein of 513 amino acids.
GCGGGCCAUGUUCGUCUUCGGCUACGACAACUACAUGGCGCACGCCUUCCCGCAGGACGAGCUCAACCCCAUCCACUGCCGCGGCCGAGGGCCGGACCGCGGGGACCCUUCAAAUCUGAACAUCAAUGACGUGCUAGGGAAUUACUCACUGACCCUGGUUGAUGCGUUGGACACUCUUGCAAUAAUGGGAAAUUCCUCCGAGUUCCAGAAAGCAGUCAAGUUAGUGAUCAACACGGUUUCAUUUGACAAAGAUUCCACCGUCCAAGUCUUUGAAGCCACGAUAAGGGUCCUGGGGAGCCUUCUCUCCGCCCACAGAAUAAUAACCGACUCCAAGCAGCCCUUCGGCGACAUGACGAUUGAGGACUACGAUAACGAGCUGCUGCACAUGGCUCACGACCUGGCCGUGCGGCUCCUCCCCGCCUUUGAGAACACCAGGACAGGCAUUCCCUAUCCGCGGGUGAAUCUAAAGACAGGCGUUCCUCCCGACAGCAAUAAUGAGACCUGCACGGCAGGAGCCGGCUCCCUCCUAGUGGAGUUUGGGAUUCUGAGCCGACUGCUGGGGGACUCCACGUUUGAGUGGGUGGCCAGACGAGCUGUGAAAGCCCUUUGGAGCCUCCGGAGCAACGACACAGGAUUAUUAGGCAACGUUGUGGACAUUCAGACCGGCCGCUGGGUCGGGAAGCAGAGCGGGCUGGGAGCCGGACUGGACUCUUUCUAUGAGUACCUCUUGAAAUCUUACAUUCUCUUCGGAGAAGAAGAAGACCUGGAAAUGUUUAAUGCUGCAUAUCAGAGUAUUCAGAACCACCUGAGACGAGGCCGGGAAGCCUGCAACGAGGGAGAAGGGGACCCCCCGCUGUACGUCAAUGUGAACAUGUUCAGCGGGCAGCUGAUGAACACGUGGAUCGACUCCCUACAGGCCUUCUUCCCCGGGCUGCAGGUCCUGAUGGGCGACGUGGAGGAUGCCAUCUGCCUGCAUGCCUUUUACUACGCCAUCUGGAAGCGGUACGGGGCGCUCCCGGAGAGGUAUAACUGGCAGCUGCAGGCCCCCGACGUGCUGUUCUACCCGCUGAGGCCGGAGCUGGUGGAGUCGACCUAUCUGCUCUACCAGGCCACCAAGAAUCCCUUCUACCUCCACGUGGGAAUGGACAUUCUGCAGAGUCUGGAAAAGUACACAAGAGUCAAGUGCGGGUAUGCCACACUGCACCACGUCAUAGACAAGUCCAAGGAGGACCGGAUGGAGAGCUUCUUCCUCAGCGAGACCUGCAAAUACCUGUACCUGCUCUUCGAUGAGGAGAAUCCGGUGCACAAAUCUGGAACCAGAUACAUGUUUACGACUGAGGGACACGUGGUGUCUGUGGACAAGCAGCUCCGGGAGGCACCUUGGAGGGAGGACGUCUUCCCUGACGGGGGCCCGGAUGGGAGGCCGCCCGACUUCAAAGCCAUCAACUCCAGCUCCAACUGCAGUCGCGUUCCUGACGAGAGGAGGUACUCCCUGCCCCUCAAGAGCAUCUACAUGCGGCAGAUCGACCAGAUGGUCGGCCUGAUCUGACCCGCCCCGCUCUGUGGGGCCACGUCCGACCAGGAACCAAACCGCUGAGCCCGGGCCAAGCCGAGGCCCGUCCCAGGUGGAGGAGGACGGGAGUCUGGUCCCCGCCGGCACCGCCGGAAUCCCUGCCUGCCCCUCACCCACACCUGGCAGCACCUUGCUUUCUUCAGUGUUUCUCUUCUGUUCAAUAAAACACCCAUUUUCCUUAAGGAUGCAAUUUAAA